Molecule: messenger RNA, 1794 nt
Organism: Astyanax mexicanus (Mexican tetra)
Lineage: Eukaryota; Metazoa; Chordata; Actinopteri; Characiformes; Acestrorhamphidae
Gene: mmp25a
Product: matrix metallopeptidase 25a
Exons: 11
Coding region: 1-1761 (586 amino acids)
Biological process (GO): collagen catabolic process; extracellular matrix organization; proteolysis
Cellular component (GO): extracellular matrix
Molecular function (GO): metalloendopeptidase activity; zinc ion binding
Source: RefSeq, a predicted model, not a curated record
AUGGAUAAUUUGAGAUUUGACUUUCUAAGAGCUUUUCUGAAGAUGUUCGCAGCUGCACUCUGCAUAGCUCUCCUCACUGGAGCUUCCUGCUCCCCAGCUCCAGACCAGCACGCACGUGGAGUGGACUGGUUGAUCCGUUAUGGCUACUUACCACCUUCUGACUCUCCGGUUGGCCGACUGCAGACAAAGGAGGGGAUUGAGAGAGCGGUCCGCGAGAUGCAGCACUUUGCUGGGCUGAAAGAGACGGGACAGUUGGACAGUACCACUUUGGCCCUAAUGGGGACUCCUCGCUGCUCCCUGCCAGACAUCCUCAACCCUGAGGAUCUAAAGAUGAAGAAAAAGAGGAGGAACAUGAGAAAGACGAGAUACAGUCUGUCAGGGAUGAAAUGGGAUAAGACUGAUCUCACCUGGAGUGUGGAGAGUUACCCAUCUCUCUCUCGUUCUCCCUCCCUAUCGCCCGCCCUAGUGGAGCUCAUCUUCUCCUAUGCUCUGAAAGCGUGGAGUGACGUGGCCCCUCUCAGCUUCACUCGGCUCUCCUCCCCCUCCCCACAGGCCCGGCCCCCUAGAGCAGACAUUAAAAUCAACUUCACCAGUGGCUUCCAUGAAGAUGCAUAUCCCUUUGAUGGCAGGGGCGGCACGCUGGCCCACGCUUUCUUCCCAGAAAUUGGUGACAUACAUUUUGAUGACGAGGAGAACUGGAGCUAUGGAGCUCCUGGCAAAAGCACAGAUCUGUUCACUGUGGCAGUUCAUGAGUUUGGCCACGCCCUCGGCCUCGCACACUCCUCCUCCAGACACUCCAUCAUGAGGCCUUAUUACACUGGAGCAGUGGCGGACAUCCCAACUUAUACACUCCCUGCUGAUGACAGACUUGGCAUACAGACACUUUAUGGACUAAGAAAAGAUCAGACUCCACAUCCCUCUGUUGACUCACCGAUACCAAAUCUGCCCCGCCCUCCCAGCACUCCACCCCCACCCCCACCUUUCCUGGAUCGAUGUCAAGGAGGUUAUGAUGCAGUUGCAAACAUCAGAGGAGAAUUGUUCUUUUUCAGGGGUCAAUACUUCUGGAGGGUGCAUCACUCUGGCUCUCUGGUGUCUUUUAUACCUGUUCUAAUCCACAGCUUCUGGAUUGGUCUUCCUCCAGAAAUCGUUAAAAUCGAUGCAGCGUAUGAAAGAAGUGAUGGCCACAUAGUUUUCUUUAUCGGUAAUCAGUUUUGGGCCUUCAAAGACAGGACAGCUCUCCCUGGGUAUCCUCGGCCACUGACGGAGUGGAGACUGCGGAAUUCUGCUGGAGAUGCUCCACGGCAUGUAGAUGCUGUGUUUGUGUGGCCUCACAAUGGGAGGACCUAUGUUUUUAGUGGUGGAGAAUACUGGAGGUUUGAUGAGGUGGAUUCAGACAGAAAGCCUGAGGCAGGCUAUCCCAAAUCUGCCUCUGUCUGGGGAGUGACCUCUGACCCUGAUGAUGUCGUUGGCAUGCGAGAUGGAGAUACUUAUUUCUUCAAGGGUUCAUCCUACUGGGUGCUAAAAAAAGGCAGACUGGAUGAGGACACCGCUGCUGCAAAGUCCAUCGCAUCUGACCUGAUGAAAUGUGAUGAUUUCUUAAUUUCCACUCACAAACCCAAGAUGCCAAGUUCCAAAGACAGAAAAUGUGUCUGUAACACAAGUGGGACAGCUUCAGUUCUGUCAUCUCUUUGGCUUAUUAUCCUAGUUGCCACAGUAGAUUUAUUUUAUAUUAGUAUUUAUAUACCUUUUACUGAUGUAUAGUUCUUGAGUUAUUGAUGUAAAGUUUCCACUCAG